UCGCGUGGGACUCGGGUCUCGGCCUCCCCCUCCCCAGCUGGCGCCCGACGCCUGCGCCUGCGUGCCGAGCGCUGGCGGGCUCUCCCAGAAGUCCCCUUGCGGCCCUGGGCGCCAGCUCGUCCCGGCAGCGGGGUCCCCGCGCCCCGCUCCUAGCGUCUGCGCCCGCCAGCCACAGCCUUCCGGUGGUUGGACUACAUUUCCCAAGAACCACCGCUUCCUAAAGCGGCUUCCUUUCCGUUUGUUCGCGCGAUUUGGGGGGGGGGGCCUCGCUUUGAGGGAGGGCUGUGUCUGUGGAGGAGCUUGGGCCAGCCCUUGGUGGUGGGACCCGUGAAGCCGGAGUCGCCCUGGACCCCGAGGGCGGUCCUGAACUGUACCUUCGGUCGAGGACUUCCAGAACUAUGAUGGAUAAGAAUGCUGAAAGUGAUGCACACAGACUGAGGGUGAAGCACUGCCUUUUCCAGAUGCUGUGCUUCUCCAAGAUAGGCAUCCAGGAGAGGAUUAAUCAUUUCACACAGCCAUAAAAAUCAUGGCUCAGAGAUUGGUGAUGUUCAGGGAUGUUGCCAUUGACUUCUCUCAAGAAGAGUGGGAAUGCCUGGACUUUGCUCAAAGGGAUUUGUACAGAGAUGUGAUGUUGGAGAACUAUAGUAACUUGGUGUCACUAGAUUUGUCAUCAAGAUGUGCAAAUAACUACUUACCUCCAAAAGAAGAAACUUAUAAAACAGAAUUAUUUCAAUGGGAAAUGAAUGACUGGCUUCAAAUCUAUGAUCUUAAGAAGUCUAUUUCUAGAGAUUAUUUGGAAGUCAGAGGCACAUUGGAAAAUCAGAAGGAAUAUUUCAGGCAAGGAAAGAUUAUAUAUGAAAAAAUGUCUAUUUUCAAUCAGCAUACUUACUUAUCUCAAUAUCCCUCAUGUAAUUCUGAGAAGCCCUAUAAAUGUAAGGAAUGUGGGAAGGCCUUUAGACGAGCCUCACACCUAACUCAACAUCAGAGUAUUCAUACUGGUGAAAAACCCUAUGAAUGUAAGCAAUGUUUGAAGGCCUUUAGUCGUGAUUCACAGCUCAGUCUUCAUCAGAGACUUCAUACUGGUGAGAAACCGUAUGCAUGCAAGGAAUGUGGGAAGGCCUUUACUCAGAGCUCACAACUGAUUUUACAUUACAGAAUUCAUACUGGUGAAAAACCAUAUAAAUGUGAACAAUGUGGGAAAGCUUUUAUUCGUAGUUCACAACUAACCCGACAUCAAAAAGUCCAUACUGGAGAAAAACCUUAUGAAUGUAAAGAAUGUGGGAAGGCCUUUACUCAGAACUCACAACUUACACUGCACCAGAGACUUCAUACUGGCGAGAAACUCUAUGAAUGUAAAGAAUGUAGAAAGGUCUUUACUCAGCUCUCACAACUUAUUCUACAUAAGAGAAUCCAUUCUGGUGAAAAACCCUAUGAAUGUAAGGAAUGUGGGAAAGCUUUUAUUUGUGGCUCACAGCUUUCUCAACAUCAGAAAAUUCAUAAUGGGGAAAAGCCAUAUGGAUGUAAAGAAUGUGGGAAGGCCUUUAUUCGUGGCUCAUUACUUAUGCAACAUCAGAGAAUUCAUACUGGUGAAAAACCCUAUAAAUGUGAACAGUGUGGGAAGGCCUUUAUCCGUGGUUCACAACUUACUCAACACCAGAGAAUUCAUACCAAUGAGAAGCCCUAUGAAUGUAAGGAAUGUGGAAAGACCUUUAAUCAUGGUUCACAACUUACUCAACAUCAGAGGAUUCAUACUGGUGAGAAACCCUAUCAAUGUAAUGAAUGUGGAAAAGCCUUUAAUAGAGGCUCACUACUUACUCGGCAUCAGAGGAUUCAUACUGGUGAGAAACCCUAUGAAUGUAAAGAAUGUGGAAAGACCUUUAGUCGUGGCUCAGAACUUACUCAACAUGAGAGAAUUCACACUGGUGAGAAACCUUAUGAAUGUAAGGAAUGUGGGAAGUCUUUUAUUCGUGGUUCACAGCUUACUCAACAUCAGAGAAUUCAUACUGGUGAGAAACCUUAUGAAUGUAAAGAAUGUAGAAUGGCCUUUACUCAGAGUUCACAUCUUUCUCAACAUCAGAGACUUCAUACUGGUGAGAAGCCUUAUGUAUGUAAUGAGUGUGGAAAGGCCUUUGCUCGUGGCUUACUACUUAUACAGCAUCAGAGAAUUCAUACAGGUGAGAAACCUUAUCAGUGUAAGGAAUGUGGGAAGGCCUUUAUUCGUGGUUCACAACUUACGCAACAUCAGAGAAUUCACACUGGAGAAAAACCCUAUGAAUGCAAGGAAUGUGGGAAAGCCUUUAGUCAUGGUUCUCAACUUACUCUACAUCAAAGAAUCCAUACUGGUGAGAAGCCCUAUGAAUGCAAAGAAUGUAGAAAAGCCUUUACUCAGAGCUCACACCUUUCUCGACAUCAGAGAAUUCAUACUGGUGAGAAACCAUAUCAAUGUAAGGAAUGUGGGAAGGCCUUUACUCGUGGUUCACAACUAACUCAACAUCAGAGAACUCAUAUUGGAGAGAAAACAUAUGAAUGUAAGGAAUGUAACAAAGCCUUUAGACAGAGUGCACAUCUUGCUCAACACCAGAGAAUCCACACUGGAGAAAAACCCUUUACAUGCAAUGAAUGUGGAAAGGCCUUUAGCCGUUUUGCCUUCCUUGUUGAGCAUCAAAGAAUUCACACAGGAGAGAAACCAUAUGAAUGUAAGGAAUGUAACAAAGCCUUCAGACAGAGUGCACACCUUAAUCAACAUCAGAGAAUUCACACAGGAGAGAAACCCUAUGAAUGUAAUCAGUGUGGAAAAGCCUUCAGCAGACGCAUAGCCCUUACUCUGCAUCAAAGAAUUCAUACAGGAGAGAAACCCUUUAAAUGUAAUGAAUGUGGGAAGACCUUUGGCUAUCGCUCACACCUUAAUCAACAUCAUAGAAUUCAUACUGGAGAGAAGCCCUAUGAGUGCAUCAAAUGUGGGAAGUUUUUCCGAACUGAUUCACAACUUAAUCGACAUCAUAGAAUUCAUACUGGAGAGAGACCUUUUGAAUGCAGUAAAUGUGGGAAAACCUUUAGUGAUGCUUUAGUUCUAAUUCAUCAUAAGAGAAGUCAUGCAGGAGAGAAACCCUAUAAAUGUAACAAAUGUGGGAAGGCCUUCAGUUGUGGCUCAUAUCUUAAUCAACAUCAGAGAGUUCAUACUGGGGAGAAACCCUAUGAAUGCAAUGAAUGUGGGAAAGCUUUCCAUCAGAUCUUUGUGAAUUCUCUGAUGAUUAUACAUCAGAGAAUUCAUAUUGGUGAGAAGCCCUAUGAAUGUAAAGAAUGUGGGAAGUCCUUUAGAGUGCGAGGACAACUUAAUCUUCAUCAAAGAAUUCAUACUGGUGAGAAGCCCUAUGAAUGUAAGGAAUGUGGGAAGACCUUCAGACAGUAUGCACACCUUACUCGCCAUCAAAGACUUAAUAUUGCUGAGAAGUGCUAUGAAUGUAAGGAAUGUGGCCAGGCUUUUCUGUGUAGUACAGGCCUUAGAAUACAUCACAAACUUCAUACUGGUGAAAAACCCUAUGAAUGUAAGGAUUGUGGAAAAGCCUUCAGAGUGAGGCAACAACUUACUCUCCAUCAGAGAAUUCAUACUGGUGAGAAACCCUAUGAUUGUAAGGACUGUGGGAAGACCUUUAGUCGUGGCUAUCAUCUGACUCUCCAUCAGAGAAUUCAUACUGGUGAGAAACCUUAUGAAUGUAAAGAAUGUCAGAAGUUCUUUCGUCGUUAUUCAGAACUUAUUUCACAUCAGGGUAUUCACAUUGGAGAGAAGCCCUAUGAUUGUAAGGAAUGUGGGAAAGCAUUUAGACUGUUUUCCCAACUUACUCAACAUCAGAGUAUUCAUUUUGGUGAGAAACCUUAUAAAUGUAAGGAAUGUGAGAAGACAUUUAGAUUGCUCUCACAACUUACUCAACACCAGAGUAUUCAUACCGGUGAGAAACCCUAUGAAUGUAAGGAAUGUGGGAAGGCCUUUAGACUUCAUUCAUCACUUAUUCAGCAUCAGAGAAUUCAUUCUGGAGAGAAACCAUACAAUUGUAAGGAAUGUAAGAAGGCAUUUAGACAACACUCACACCUUACUUACCAUCAGCGAAUUCAUAAUAAGAAGCCCUAUGAGUGCAGCGAGUGUGGCAAGACCUUUGCCCAGAAGUUUGAACUCACUACACAUCAGAGAAUUCACACAGGGGAGCGACCCUAUGAGUGUAAUGAAUGUGCAAAAACCUUUUUCAAGAAAUCAAACCUCAUUAUUCAUCAGAAAAUUCACACGGGGGAGAAACGCUAUGAGUGCAGUGAAUGUGGGAAAUCCUUUAUCCAGAACUCACAACUCAUUAUACAUAUGAGAACUCAUACAGGGGAGAAGCCCUAUGAGUGUACGGAAUGCGGCAAAACAUUCAGCCAGCGGUCAACUCUUAGGCUGCACCUGCGAAUCCAUACGGGGGAGAAGCCAUACGAGUGUUCUCAGUGUGGGAAGGCCUUCAGCAGGAAGUCCCGACUCAGUGUCCACCUAAGAGUUCAUAUAGGUGACAAACCCUGACCUGCGACAGGUCGGACUGUGCAAAACCCUCCCACCAGAACCCUUCCGGUGGGGGAGAAACCUCCUGAGGUCCUGAGGGAGCAUGGGAAUUCAUACUGAGAUAUCAUCCAUCAGCUCAAAAAAUGCCAAAAUGGGGUCCCCUGCAAACAACGAUACUGAAAGAUAUGAGGCCCAACUGAAGAACACAGACCAAGAAUAUCCAACUGUGAAUAGACAUGUUUAAUUAACUGUAUCACAGUGAGAUUUUGUUAAACCUUGAAUGAAUUAUUUAAACCUUGAAUGAAUUAUUUAAACCUUGAAUGAAUUUAAGGAUGAAAUCGUCUGGAAAGCAGCAGAAAGGAUAUACAGACAGUACCUAGGGAUAGAGUGGUUGUGUGUGAUUAUGCCACAAAACCACGAAAGUGUAUUUUAAAUCUGCCCGUGUGAAUUUAAGUCACUGGGAGUUUGAAAUUUCUCUAAUAAUUAGGACACAUCAAACAAGAUUUUCCAAUUAAAUAUCACGGGG
Molecule: messenger RNA, 5051 nt
Organism: Eptesicus fuscus (big brown bat)
Lineage: Eukaryota; Metazoa; Chordata; Mammalia; Chiroptera; Vespertilionidae
Gene: ZFP1
Product: ZFP1 zinc finger protein
Exons: 9
Coding region: 527-4546 (1339 amino acids)
Biological process (GO): negative regulation of transcription by RNA polymerase II
Cellular component (GO): PcG protein complex; transcription regulator complex
Molecular function (GO): DNA-binding transcription repressor activity, RNA polymerase II-specific; RNA polymerase II cis-regulatory region sequence-specific DNA binding
Source: RefSeq, a predicted model, not a curated record